UAGCCUGUGCAAACAGAGCGCCGCGCUCGGUUUCCUGCCCGAGGAAGCUCCCCGGCCAGGCAGCUGGAGGAGGAGGAGGAUGGCCAAGUCGACCGGGUUGCGGCUCUAUCAGGUAACCUUGCUCGGUUUGGUUUUGGGCAUGAACGUCUGUGCUGGAUUUACAGCUCAUCGUUUCAGAAGAUCUGGUGAAUUUGGGGAGGAGGGUCCGGACUCAGUCUUAUCCGAUUCCCCCUGGAUCAGUACUUAUGGCUCCUGCAAAAACCGAUGCUUUGAACUUGAUGAAGCAGAGCCUCCAAGGUGCCGUUGUGACAACCUGUGCAAGAGCUAUAGCAGCUGCUGUGUUGACUUUGAUGAACUGUGUUUAAAGACAG
This is a messenger RNA of Protobothrops mucrosquamatus (brown spotted pit viper), 371 nucleotides long. Its product is annotated as ectonucleotide pyrophosphatase/phosphodiesterase family member 2-like. The record is from RefSeq and is a predicted model, not a curated record. Gene Ontology annotation, molecular function: scavenger receptor activity; polysaccharide binding. Gene Ontology annotation, biological process: immune response. The transcript is spliced from 3 exons. The annotation marks the transcript as partial. Lineage: Eukaryota; Metazoa; Chordata; Lepidosauria; Squamata; Viperidae.